AAUUUCGCAAACGGCUUGUUUUUACGCAAACAAACAAAUCGAUGCUCGUUAUACAAGUCACAUAGCACCGAGAAAUAUUGAUCAAAGUGCUUGCCUGACCGCUGACAGUGUGCGUCCGUAACGAUCACUGUAGUUAUGUGCGGAGGAAUUGUCGCACGAGAAUUGUCGCGCACUCGAAAUUCGAAACUGGGCCUUUUAUUAUUGCUCUUCUCGAUCGCGCAUCUGCCGUUAUUGCGACACGUUGAUGCCAAGAUACUUCGUGGUGAUUUGAUGACACGCGAGAAUUGGGCAUUUGUCGCGAGAUUCUGUUUUUUAACGGAACGCGGCACUUUCCGAUACCACUUUCAAUUGGGAGGUGAGGAGCGCGAUUUAAAUCUGUUGCUUUACUACGAUGGACCUCAUCAAUGGCCCACUGUCUAUCCUUCCAACAAAACAUGCCGAGAGAAAGAAAGUAUCCUUAAUAUUGAUUACGGUCAAAUAAUACCCUUGAACACAUCGUUACACUUAUCGGGAUGCAAGAAGGAUGAUGACGGUAUAAUUCGAUGCGAUAGUCAAAGGAGAUUUAUCUCGGCACGGCCGAGAUGGUGGUUCGUAGUUUUAGCCGACUGCUCUUCCAAGACAGGCUUGAAUGUCACAUACUGGAUAUCGUUGACUAACGCUCCAAUCGGUACAUUCUGGAAGGAACACUUCUCCGCGGACGAAUUCUAUAUACUGCCGCUGCUGAUAGCGACUGCAUGUAUUUAUGUGAUAGUCACUACGCUCAGUUUCUACGUAGCAUUGCAAUUACGUUCGAGGAGACUACUGCAUAUAUCCUACAAGUUGUUUAUGAUUUCCGUGUUGUGUCAAUUGUUGGGCCUGUUGUGUGAGAUUUACAGUUACGUUAAUCUUGGUUUAAGGGGAGCGCUAGCCGAGAACGCUCAUUUAUUGGGUCAGCUGUCGGGAGCAUGCUCCGAAAUUCUGUACACGGUGCUCAUGUUGCUGCUUGCGCUUGGUUACACAGUUACCAAAAGUGUCCUUACGCCGUCCCAAGUCCGAUGGCUUAUACUGUUUAUUAGUAUUACUGCCAGCUGUCAAAUGUCAUUGUAUAUAUAUCAAUCUGAGAUAUUCGACCCCGGAUUGGUGUUGUAUAUUUAUGAAUCGCCACCGGGCUAUGGAAUAAUAGCAUUGAAAUUGAUCGCCUGGUUCGUAUUCGUCACUCGUUGUUUCAAGACCAUUAGGAAACUGAACACAAAACUCCAUUUCUAUUUUUCGCUAAUUAUCUUGGGAUCAAUGUGGUUCCUCUGUCACCCGCUAACGAUAUUGACCAUCACUCUGUUUGUGGAUAAAUGGGUGAGAGAGAGCGUCGCUAAAGGAAGUUCCCUUUGCAUUGUCUUCUUGGGUCACAUAACGUUUUUAUAUGUAACUCGACCAUCUGUAAAUAAUAAACGGUUUCCAUUCCACAUUAGGACAUGUCAAGUUGUGCCUAUAGGUGGUCAUGGACAAGAUCACAGCUACGAGCCUGGUUCUCGAGCUGCAGUUACGGCAUUUACUAUCACGCAAACACCAGCUUACCUUAAUCAAUCAUGAGAAAAAAAAAUAGUAAAUAGAAAUGUAUCACUAUUGAUGGAACACACUCUUAUUUAAGUGGUUACUGAAGAAAAACAAAUUUUUGUGA
Camponotus floridanus (Florida carpenter ant) is the source of this 1654-nucleotide messenger RNA. RefSeq names its product transmembrane protein 145. Gene Ontology annotation, biological process: response to pheromone; G protein-coupled receptor signaling pathway. Lineage: Eukaryota; Metazoa; Arthropoda; Insecta; Hymenoptera; Formicidae. The coding region runs from base 136 to 1566 and encodes 476 amino acids. The transcript is spliced from 4 exons. The record is from RefSeq and is a predicted model, not a curated record.